Molecule: messenger RNA, 3401 nt
Organism: Capra hircus (goat)
Lineage: Eukaryota; Metazoa; Chordata; Mammalia; Artiodactyla; Bovidae
Gene: PPM1B
Product: protein phosphatase, Mg2+/Mn2+ dependent 1B
Exons: 6
Coding region: 505-1668 (387 amino acids)
Biological process (GO): negative regulation of canonical NF-kappaB signal transduction; positive regulation of canonical NF-kappaB signal transduction; positive regulation of canonical Wnt signaling pathway
Cellular component (GO): cytosol; nucleus
Molecular function (GO): magnesium ion binding; protein serine/threonine phosphatase activity; manganese ion binding
Source: RefSeq, a predicted model, not a curated record
UCCCAAUGGGUGGGAAUGGGGGCGGGGCUCUCCGAGGGGCGGGGAAGGACAGGGUGCGGGGAGGGCGUUGCAGAAGGAGCGGAGCGGCUGCUGCUCAAUGGCGGAAAAGCCGCCGGUGCUCUGACCGCCUCGUCCCCCUAGCAGUUGCGGGGGAGUUUCCUGCCGGCGCGGCUGGAGUCUCUGUUUCUCAGGGUUAGGUGGCUGGAAGAUGCUCCAGAGAGACGAGGCUGCGGCGGAGGAGGUGGCGGCGGCCGAAUCGGCAGCGGCGCUAGGGUGGAAAGAAGGCGGCAGCGGCGGCGGCGGCGGCGUGCGGGGCCCGAGGGUGUAAACAGUCCCGGAGGCGGCGGAGGCGGUGGCCAAGACCCCGAGCGGGAAGCGGCGACUGAGGCAGGGUCGCGCCUCCGUUGGAAGCCUGGGCUGAGUGCAGCAGGGGGGCUCUGCGGCGGUCGCGAGCGGACGCCCUAGACCUCGCCUCCCUCCCUCGCCCCAGAUCUAUUACUAAACAUGGGUGCAUUUUUGGACAAACCCAAAACUGAGAAACAUAAUGCUCACGGUGCUGGGAAUGGUUUACGUUAUGGCCUGAGCAGCAUGCAAGGAUGGAGAGUGGAAAUGGAAGAUGCACACACAGCUGUUGUAGGUAUUCCACACGGCUUGGAAGACUGGUCGUUUUUUGCAGUUUAUGAUGGUCACGCCGGAUCCCGAGUAGCAAAUUACUGCUCAACACACUUACUAGAACACAUCACUAACAACGAAGACUUCAGGGCAGCUGGAAAGUCAGGAUCUGCUCUUGAGCCUUCAGUGGAAAAUGUCAAGAAUGGUAUCAGAACUGGCUUUUUGAAAAUUGAUGAAUACAUGCGUAACUUUUCAGACCUCAGAAAUGGCAUGGACAGGAGCGGUUCAACUGCAGUGGGAGUUAUGAUUUCACCUAAGCACAUCUACUUCAUCAACUGUGGCGAUUCACGGGCUGUUCUGUAUAGGAGUGGACAAGUCUGCUUUUCUACCCAAGAUCACAAACCUUGCAACCCAAGGGAGAAAGAGCGAAUCCAAAAUGCAGGAGGCAGCGUAAUGAUACAGCGUGUUAAUGGUUCAUUAGCAGUGUCUCGUGCUCUGGGGGACUAUGAUUACAAGUGUGUGGAUGGCAAGGGCCCAACAGAACAACUUGUUUCUCCAGAGCCUGAGGUUUAUGAAAUUUUAAGAGCAGAAGAGGAUGAAUUUAUCAUCUUGGCUUGUGAUGGGAUCUGGGAUGUUAUGAGUAAUGAGGAGCUCUGUGAAUUUGUUAAAUCUAGGCUUGAGGUAUCUGAUGACCUGGAAAAUGUGUGCAAUUGGGUAGUGGACACUUGUUUACAUAAGGGAAGUCGAGAUAACAUGAGUAUUGUACUGGUUUGCUUUUCAAAUGCCCCCAAGGUCUCAGAUGAAGCAAUGAGAAAAGACUCAGAGUUGGAUAAGUACUUGGAAUCACGGGUGGAAGAAAUUAUGGAGAAGUCUGGUGAGGAAGGGAUGCCUGAUCUUGCCCACGUCAUGCGCAUCUUGUCUGCAGAAAAUAUCCCAAAUUUGCCUCCUGGGGGAGGUCUUGCUGGCAAGCGCCAUGUUAUUGAAGCUGUUUAUAGUAGGCUGAAUCCACAUAGAGAAAGUGAUGGGGGUGCUGGAGAUCUAGAAGACCCAUGGUAGCCUUAUAAACCUUCUAAAAUGCUUUUGAUUCUGAAAAUUGGGGGAAAAAACUUUUAAUCACAAUUUUCUUCAAUACAAGGGAAAAAUAUUCUUGUGGAUUCCCAGCGUUUUGUGAUAUGAGCAGAAAAUCAUUAGCAUUUCCCAUCAUUUGUUCAUAUUUGUGUUUUCUGGUAAUUGCCACUUGUAGCAUUGCCUGUACUACAGUAUUUUUGCCAGCCUCAGACAUACUGGUUACAUCUGUAUUGAACUUUUGACCCUAGAAACCAAUGGAGUUAUUUCACCACAAAUAACGAAUAUGCCUGAGGUGCAUGGGAAUAUAGUUAGCUGUACUCUGAAGAUACAUUAUUUUUUUUUUUUAACUAAGGCACACAACAUAUAAGCAUGUAAGAGUAAAGAACUGUAUGAGAUGUUCCUUUUUUCAAUUCACCAAGUUGGAAGCCUUUUGCAGCUCUGUGGCUUAAAAUUUCAUUUGAGCAAUUUACUGUAGGAUUUAUAUUUAUUAUUAAUUGUUAUUUAAUUUUUUUUUCCAAUUUUACCUGUAUUACCAAACUGGGUUCUCCAAUAAUGUCCAAAUUGUAAUGUUGCCUGCUUCAACAUAAAGUAUAUUUGGCAAUAAUAUUAUAAACCCUUACAAAUUUUAUGCAUGUAUCUACUACAUCCUUCAAUUCUCACUAGAAAAAUCUCUUGAAACCAAAUGGAUUAAUUUAUGGCUAUUUAUAAUUUGCUUUGACAUCUCACUGCUGCAAAUUUUUUUUAAUGAUGAAAUUUGCCUUUAUAAUGUAAAUUGUGAUUUUUGUUUUACAUGUGGGUUUCUAUAGUUUUAAUUUUUCAGCUUUUAAGAUACAACAGGUUUUGUGUAAUUUGGUAUAAUUUUUAAUUGUUUACAUUAUUUUAAAAGCUCAGAAUAUCACAUUGAAAUGACUAUAAAUACAUUUAAAAUUAUCUAUUUUAGAUCUAAGGAAAUAUUACAGAGAUAUUUUCAUGGGUUCAGUAACCUUUCAUUUUAUAACAUUGGGCACGGUACGGAGUGGCUGUCACAUAAGGUACUUGAAGAUUAUUAGUUUAAUUCUAUUUUUACAAUAACCUUGAAUUCUUGAAUUCUUCUGAGUUUUGCAUGUAUCCAGUUAAUGCUGAACGUGAAGAGUGAAAUAUUUAUCUAAAAGGAGCGUGGGGGUAGGAGAGCAAUGAAUGUAUCCAUUUGUACAUGGUGUACAUGUUGUGGAUGCUUUGUAAACAUUUUCCUAUCUGUUCAAAUUGUGUUUCAGCAGGAUGUAAUUGCCCUUGUGUGUAGUUGAAAUGAGUCAUCAUCUGGUCCUGUGUGAAAUGGAAUUCAUGGUAUUUUCUGUAACAUUUUCCUGAAGCUGUUUCUGGAGAGCCACACAUUUAAAUACAGCUUUCUUGAUCAUUUCGAUUUAUUGUGCACCUGAUUUUUUGGUCUGAAAGGAAUUAUUGCCACAACAUAUUUUAUUUAUUCUUUAGAUUUUAGCCUUGUAAGUUAAAGUGCUUUACAUGAUGAUGUUAAGAGCUAUUUGUCCCUUGACUGGGUUUGGGGGGGUUGUUAAAAGAUAGGGAAUGAAGAAUGCAAAAUGGUUGUUGUUCAAACUGUCCACUCUGAUCCAACCCUGUACUGAUAGUACCUUUCCAGUAUGAUAUUGUGAUGUUUCAUACAAUGCAGUGAACAUAACCAACUUGUUACCUAAAUAAAGACUUGAUAAAAACAGUGUGACAUAUUA